Pipistrellus nathusii (Nathusius's pipistrelle) is the source of this 1887-nucleotide messenger RNA. The record is from the annotation of a GenBank genome assembly. Lineage: Eukaryota; Metazoa; Chordata; Mammalia; Chiroptera; Vespertilionidae.
AUGCCGGAGAUCCGCCUCCGCCAUGUGGUGUCCUGCAGCAGCCAGGACUCGACCCACUGCGCAGAAAACCUCCUCAAGGCCGACACGUACCGGAAGUGGCGGGCAGCCAAAGCCGGCGAGAAGACCAUCUCCGUGGUGCUCCAGUUAGAGAAGGAGGAGCAGAUACACCAUGUGGAUAUCGGGAACGAUGGCUCGGCCUUUGUGGAGGUGCUGGUGGGCAGCUCGGCUGGAGGGACUGGGGAGCAAGACUAUGAGGUCCUUCUGGUCACCUCGUCUUUCAUGUCCCCUUCUGAGAGCCGAAGCGGCUCCAACCCCAACCGUGUUCGCAUCUUUGGGCCUGACAAGCUGGUCCGGGGAGCAGCGGAGAAGCGCUGGGACCGAGUCAAAAUUGUGUGCAGCCAGCCCUAUAGCAAGGACUCCCCCUAUGGCCUGAGUUUUGUGCGGCUUCACAGCCCUCCAGACAAAGACGAGGUAGAGGCUUCUCCCCAGAAGGUGACCAAGCUUGGCCAGUUCCGUGUGAAGGAGGAGGAUGAGGGUGCCAGCUCGCUGAGACCGGGGGCCCUCUUCUUCAGCCGGAUCAAUAAGACGCCCCCUGCCACAACCAGUGACCCAUCAGGACCCAGCUAUGCAGCUGCCACACUGCAGGCCUCAAGUGCCACCUCCUCACCCUCUCCAGCCUCCAGGCCAGCAGGCAGCACCUCCAAGCCUCAGGAGUCCCCCAAAGGGAAGAGGAAGCUGGAUUUGAAUCAAGAAGAAAGGAAGACCCCCAGCAAACCGUCAGCCCAGCCCUCGCCACCUGCCCGCAAGAGGCCCAAAUUGCUUGCACCCACCUCUACCCCUGCCACUGCCUCAGUCCCUGCCCCAGCACGGGGGGCAGUGCCAGGGAAGCCCCGAGGAGAAGGCAAGGAGCACAAGGCACCCCGAGCUGGCCCGCAGGAGAUGGGGAAGAUCCUUAAGGGCGUGGUGGUGGUGCUGAGCGGCUUCCAGAACCCCUUCCGCUCGGAGCUCCGGGACAAGGCCUUGGAGCUCGGGGCCAAGUAUCGGCCGGACUGGACUCCAGACAGCACCCACCUCAUCUGUGCCUUUGCCAACACCCCUAAGUACGGCCAGGUCCUAGGCCUCGGAGGUCGCAUUGUGCGUAAAGAGUGGGUGCUGGACUGUCACCGCAGGCGGCAGCGGCUGCCCUCCCGGAGGUACCUCAUGGCAGGGCCGGACUCCAGCAGCGAGGACGAGGGCGGCCCUCAGGGCGGCGGCAGCGGGGACGAAGCCCCACAGCUUCCCCAAAAGGCCAAAACCAAGGCCCCCCCACCAGCGGGACCCAGCUCACCCCUGACUCCCGCCACUCCAGAAGACACCAAACCAGCCUCCCCGGGGUCCCAGGAAGAUACCCACACGGAGGGGGAGUGGUCAGAAGGACAGGACAAUGGAGCGGAAGAUUCCGAAGACACCGAGGAUGAGCUGAGAAGGGUGGCUGAGCAGAAGGAACAAAGGCAGCCCGCUGGCCAGGGAGAGAAUGGCGAGGACCCAUAUGCGGGAUCCACAGAUGAGAACACAGACAAUGAGAGUCCCCCACAGUCUCCUGACCUGCCAAUCCCUGAGCUCCCAGACUUCUUCCAGGGCAAGCACUUCUUCCUGUACGGGGAGUUCCCCGGGGACGAGCGGAGGACGCUCAGCCGCUACGUCACAGCCUUCAACGGGGAGCUCGAGGACUAUAUGAGCGACCGGGUCCAGUUUGUGGUCACGGCACAGGAGUGGGACCCUAGCUUUGAGGAGGCCCUGAUGGACAACCCCUCCCUGGUGUUCGUCCGCCCGAGGUGGAUUUACAGUUGUAACGAGAAGCAGAAGUUACUCCCUCACCAGCUCUACGGGGUGGUGCCCCAGGCCUGA